AUGUCGCUAUGCCGACACUAUGUCCGCGGUCUUCACCGUAGUGUGCUAGCAGAAACACCCGAGCUGGAGAAGAGUGGCAGCAAGCGUAGUUCGCAAGCCCUGGACCACUACGAUGAUAGCGUCAUGGCCGGCCCCAGCGCUGACAAGGACACUCGCGUGUCUGCCUUUUUGCGCGGCGACAACGGCAGCAUGCACUCGCCGAGCCAAUCUCUUGGUAGCAACAACUUUGAUCAACAAAACAAUCGCCGGAGCAUGGUCGACAGCACUCAAGACACCAGCCCAUACACCCAGGAUCAGUCUCCUACCGGUACUACCGUUUCCAGACAAGACAUCCGUGCCAGCGCUGAGAAGAUCCUGUACACGUACCUGCUGCAAGGCUCGGAACGUGAGAUUAUCAUCCCCGUCGGCAUCCUUGAGCAGGUCACCGACUCCAUCGAGAACCAAGGCCGCGACGACCCAGAAGUCUUUGACAAUGCAAAGGACUACGUCUUCCAAGCCAUGGAGCGUGAUGCCUUCCCGGGCUUCCUCCGCGCAAAGGCUCUGGGCAACAUAGUACAGCCCAGCAUGAUGUUGAGACUGGUCAUUGGUCUGGUGGCUUUGUUUGCUGCCAUCUGGACUGCUUUUGUCCUCAUCUUCCUCGACAUGAGCAGAAGCACAAGAUGCUGGGUAUGUCGACUUUCUUUCUCCCAUUUAUGCCCCCUACUAAUUCAAUUUCAGAUCAUCUUGCCAUUCACCGUCGCCAUCUACUUCCUCGUCUCACACCAGUACAUGCUCGAUCCCAUCCAGGCGCUUCUGGGCUACUCGGAGUACACUUUUGCCAAUUACUUCAAGGUCAAGGAAAACUUUGUCCACCGCCUACUUACACGUCGUACCAUGAUGUGUCUUAUGUGGAUUGCCAUCAUCGAUGCUGCCGUCUGUUGUCUCUUCAUCUUCGUCCCUGGCAAGAGACUGUGA
Molecule: messenger RNA, 954 nt
Organism: Aureobasidium vineae
Lineage: Eukaryota; Fungi; Ascomycota; Dothideomycetes; Dothideales; Saccotheciaceae
Source: the annotation of a GenBank genome assembly